AGGGAGUAUCACACCCAGGCGGGUGCGUAAGGGAAAAAACAAAGGGAAUGGGUAGAUUGAAAAUGCAGCUGUCAAGCAUAUACAUUUACCACCCAUUACCUGCUGCUGUUCCAGCAAAUGGUAUCGUAAAGCUAAGUACAUGAUGGCAAACGUUACAAACAAGGUUGGACGAACCCUGUCCCUUUUUAUAUCUUAUGCAACCUUUGUGCUCUUCUUAUCUUUGCAGGUGGCAUGCUCCGAGGUGAAGGCCCUGCUGGAUAACCCCCUUUUGGCGGACGUGCUGCUGCGCACCGCACGCUUCCACCCGGUGGUGCAAAAAAAGAAAAGCCCGUUCCCUGAAGAGCCCAUUCCCGGCCCCAGCUUAGAUGGUGACGUUCCCGGCAGGAAGUCCGACCCUCAACCAGAGGAGGAAACACACCUAAUGCUGGCAUUCGAUGCUGACAAAGAAGAGCUGAAGUCCAUCCAGACAAUCCUGAGUGUGCUGGAGGAGGCUGGACGGCAACCACCUCUUCCAUCACAGCACACUGCAACGAUGGCUGGCGUGCAGGAGUUUCAGGAGGAUGGCAACACACCUUUGCACCUCGCUGCCCUUAACGGCCACGUGAAGGUGGUGGAGGCACUGCUCAGGUCGGGAGUUGACAGGGAGGCCAAAAAUAAGGCAAAGCUCACAGCUCUGCACCUGGCUGCCGAGAAGGGCCACACGGAGGUGGUGGAGAUGCUACUUGCGGUGAAGGACACCAAGGAUAAGGACGUCAAGGGCUGCGAUGAGGCCAAGGUGGAACUGCGGGAGGCGGAGUCUGGUGUCCAGGCGGUCGAGCCGGGUACCAAAGUUGUCACGAAUGGCUCCCAGGUUGAUGACGUUAGUACCGCCGCUGCACACCCUGAGCGCCAUAUCUCGAGGGCUGCCGUAUCCCUAGCCUUCCUAAAGCGCUUUGUUGAGGAGCACAAGCUCAGUGAGCGGAAGCUGACAACCAGACAGUUGGUCUGUGAUAUUAUCAAACCAGCUACUGCUGCUGCGGACUGCCGCUACGGGUACACGGAGGUGAUGCUGCAAGAUGCCGGACAGCAGGCAGCCGUGUCACAGGGCAAGCCUUUCUAUUUCAUUAGCCAUGCGUGGAGCCGGCCAUGUAUGGAAACCUUUGACAUGGUGUGCCACCAUUUCAAGCCAGAGCAGCAGCGGAUGUGGCGGCGGAGGGACGGCCAGGCACUGCCUCCUUUGUCUGACGAGGAGGUUUUCGUGUGGCUCGACAUAUUUGCCAUCAACCAGCAUGAGAUAACGGACGAGACCGACUUCGACCUGGCGGCUGUAGCUGAGGCCGUCCAUGAUGCCGAGUGCACCCUCAUGGUCCUGGACGCGGAAGGCACCGUGCUGACCCGCAUCUGGUGCCUGUACGAGGCGUGGCAGAGCAUGAAGGCGGG
Messenger RNA from Astrephomene gubernaculifera, 1419 nucleotides. The record is from the annotation of a GenBank genome assembly. Lineage: Eukaryota; Viridiplantae; Chlorophyta; Chlorophyceae; Chlamydomonadales; Astrephomenaceae.